AUGAAAACAGCCCGGAUGAUGAUCGAUAUCGAUGAUGGUAUAAUGAAGCUAAGAGUCCAAGAUGAAGAGGUAUGUUUUAAUCUUUUUGAUGCCAUGAAACAACCCAAAGACAAGAAUGAUUGCUUUCGCAUGGAUGUAACUGAAGAGAUCGUAGAAGAAGUGGCAAGCCAAAUUCAUCUUUCUAACCCUUUAGAGAGAUCUCUUGUUGAUUCGUUUAAUGUACUUACUCAAGAAGAAGAAAAAGAAAUUGAGUUGUUCCUAAAAGAAUUAGAGAAAGGUGGCAACACAUCCAACAAGGAAGACAAAGUGGAAGAUUUGGGGCUGAAAAAAGAAGUGAAAGAGUCGAAGAUGGAAUUAAAAUUACUCCCAACUCAUUUGAAGUAUGUCUUUUUAGAUGAAGAGGGAAGUAAAUCGGUCGUUAUUAGCUCAAAGUUAAAUACUACAGAAGAGGCAAAACUCAUCCAAAUCCUUCAAAAGAAUAAAGCGGCAAUCGGAUGGGUAUUAGCAGAUUUGAAAGGUAUCAGCCCCGCAUAUUGCAAGCACAAGAUCAUGUUAGAGGAAGAAUUCAAACCGGUGGCUCAACCACAAAGAAGACUAAAUCCAACAAUGAAAGAGGUAGUAAGAAAAGAGGUGAUCAAACUCCUAGAAGCAGGAAUGAUCUACCCAAUUUCUGAUAGUGCAUGGGUAAGUCCGGUACAAGUUGUUCCGAAGAAGGGAGGCAUGACGGUAAUCCGUAAUGACAAAAAUGAACUCAUACCAACUAGAACUGUGACCGGGGGGCGCAUGUGCAUAGAUUACCGGAGACUCAACAAAGCUACGAGAAAAGACCAUUUUCCACUACCAUUCAUGGAUCAAAUGCUUGAGAGGUUAUCGGGGCAGAAUUACUAUUGCUUUCUGGAUGGAUACUUCGGAUACAAUCAAAUCGUGGUCAACCCAGAGGAUCAUGAGAAAACAGCAUUUACAUGUCCAUUUGGAAUUUUCGCAUAUAGGAGGAUGCUAUUUGGAUUAUGCAAUGCCCCAGCAACUUUUCAAUGA
Molecule: messenger RNA, 1035 nt
Organism: Vicia villosa (hairy vetch)
Lineage: Eukaryota; Viridiplantae; Streptophyta; Magnoliopsida; Fabales; Fabaceae
Exons: 1
Coding region: 1-1035 (344 amino acids)
Source: RefSeq, a predicted model, not a curated record